Aspergillus homomorphus CBS 101889 is the source of this 1767-nucleotide messenger RNA. RefSeq names its product glycoside hydrolase family 16 protein. The record is from RefSeq and is a predicted model, not a curated record. Gene Ontology annotation, molecular function: hydrolase activity, hydrolyzing O-glycosyl compounds. The transcript has 4 exons. Bases 333 to 1718 code for a protein of 461 amino acids. Lineage: Eukaryota; Fungi; Ascomycota; Eurotiomycetes; Eurotiales; Aspergillaceae. Gene Ontology annotation, biological process: glucan catabolic process.
CUUCACGGCUCUGUGGCUCGGAGUCCAGUCCGUAUAUGUCCCCUACAUCGCGAAUAUGUCGGUCGCACUCACUGACAGAGAAAUCAAGACCAUGCUGUUCAACAUCCACCGUGGAAGUCAUUUUGCUGGCACUGCCAGGCGCUUACGUAUGCCUUCGUCCUGAGACGUCUUUCUCGUUGGCUUGAUCAAUCCAUCCUGGAGGCCAGACACGUAAGCAUGGCCGAUCGACCGAAGCAAUUAGCUGCAGGCGGAGCUGAUAACAAUCUGGAAUACAAUUGUACGUGCCGGCUCUGCUGAAGGUUUCCGUUCAAUUGCCCCAUCCCGGCAUAUCGAUGGUGUACCGCAACCUCUCAAGUCAGGCCAGUGACUACCCCGACUACGAGUUAUCGAACGUCCCGUAUACCACCGGCAACAACACUGCCGACGCUUCCCAUCCAGAGGUAAUGGCGAAGUCUGCGAAACCUGCAACGGCCGCGAAACCAUGGUAUGAUCCACGCGGUUGGUCCUUACUGACCAAGUCGCUUGUUGCCGCCGGUGUCGUGGUCGCCAUUGUUGCGCUCAUCGUUGGUCUUGUUGAGGGUCUGAAGUCCUCGUCAUACCCAGACUACUCUUCGUUGAGCUAUACCUUGUCUCGCCAAUACUCGGGGUCUUCAUUCUUCGAUGAAUUUGAAUACUAUACCGCCACCGACCCGACUGACGGCUUUGUCCAAUAUGUGGAUUCAUCGACCGCAUCAGAACUCAACUUAACCUACGCGUCCAAUUCCAGGGCCGUGCUGAGGGUCGAUACCAGCACUUCCAACCAAACAAGCGGUCGGAGGUCGGUGCGCGUCACUUCUAGGGAGACUUACGAGAACGGGCUGUUUAUUUUCGACAUCGUCCAUACCCCAUACGGGUGUGCGACGUGGCCGGCGCUCUGGCUGACCGAUCCGAACAAUUGGCCGGAACACGGCGAGAUCGACGUGCUAGAGUCCAACAACAAAGGCACACACGGCAAUGCGAUGACGUUACAUACGACCAGCGGAUGCAAGAUGAACGUCAAACGCAAGGAGACCGGAUCCCCGACAUACACCAACUGUCUGAACACGGCGAAUGACAAUGCCGGGUGUGGCGUAAGCGGCGGCAAAGCGACAUAUGGCCAGCAAUUCAACGAAAACGGGGGCGGGGUAUAUGCGAUGGAGCUCCGCGACGCCGGCAUCCGCGUCUGGAUGUGGGCGCGCGAUGAUAUUCCAGACGACAUCUCGAAUUCCAGCAGCAGCCCGGACCCGUCCACCUGGGGUGAGGCGCUGGCGGACUUCCCCAAUACCAACUGCGACAUCAGCUCACAUUUCAAGAACCAAAGUAUCAUUGUCAACAUCGACGUCUGCGGGGAUCUCGCGGGCGCAAGUACGUACUAUACUGAUCUAUAUGGGUGUCCGGAUACAUGCACGCAGUGGGCCGCAGAGAACGGUGCGAACUUCACCAAUGCAUAUUGGGAGUUUAAUAGUUUCAAGGUUUAUCAGACGUCAUCGAGCUCGUCGUCGUCUACCUCUUCUGCCGCUACGGUAGCGUCAACAGCAUCCUCGUCUGUGACUACUUCUGCGCGGUCGUCGUCGACUACGUCCCAAUCGCAGACGCAGGGUCAAUCUCAGGAGCACUCUCAGACUCAGGGGCAGCAGGGUCAGGAGCAGAGUCAAGAGGAGCAGCAGCAGCAGCAGCAGCAGCAACAACAGGGAGGGUAAUCGUCUAUAGUUUGUCGGGUGUGGAUUGCUUCUUGUAUUUGCUUUUUCG